GUUAGUCAGGGAUUGCGGCCCGGCUGAACCGGUCGCUACCGUCCACUUUACUAACCUCACAAUGAGGGCUUUAAACUUGAUCGUCGUCCUUACAGUGGCAUCAGUAUGCAAGGCCGCGGUUCCUCAGCUGCGGUUUGCAUGGAAACAAGUAGACUACGCCUGGGAAAGCCCGGCUGAUCGCGAGAAAGCUAUCCAAGAUGGCCUAUUCAUUCAGUACAAUAACCUCCCGCUUGGAUUAGCUAGGUGGAAGAACAAAGUAUUCGUCACUGUUCCAAAAUGGAAAGAUGGAGUAGCUUCUUCUUUGAACUAUGUGGACAUUGAUGGCCCGCAAGACCAGCCUCUGAAACCUUACCCGUCUUUCAAGGAUAAUCUAAUCGCAAAUGACGCAAAAUCGUUGCCAUCAAAUAGCUCCAUAGUGUCGGUGUUUAGGGUAUAUGUAGACCCAUGUGAUAGACUAUGGGUGAUGGAUACUGGAUUGGCUGAUAUUUUUGGUGCAUCAAACCAAAUCACGGGCCCUUCGAUCGUGAUCUUUGACCUGAACACUGACCAGCUGAUACAUCGUUACAACCUUAAACUGGCAGACAUGAAAGAAGAUACGUUCUUUGCCAAUAUUGUGGUAGAUGUUGACAAAGACAGUUGUGAUAACGCAUUCGCAUAUAUCCCUGAUCUUGGCGGGUACGGCGUCGUCGUUUACAGCCUAAAACAGGAUGAUUCCUGGCGCGUGGCACAUCACUACUUCUUCUUUGACCCCCUCUCUGGCUCUUACAACGUCGGAGGGGUCAAAUUUCACUGGACGGACGGCGUUUUUGGCAUGGCAUUGUCAGAGCCCAGGGAGAAUGGUUUCAGAACUGUUUUCUUCCACGCCCUGUCAAGUACGAAAGAGUUUUGUGUAUCUAGUGAACUUCUUCGGAACUACACCAAGCUGGACAAAAACCAAGCCUUCCAUGACUUCAAGCUGUUGGGCGACCGAGGUCCAAAUUCUCAGUCAUCAGCAAGUUUCUAUGACACCAAGACAAACGUUUUGUUCUUUACACAGGUGAACCGCGACGGUGUAGGAUGCUGGAACUCAAACAAGCCCUUCACUCCGGAGAAUAACCCUCUUAUAAUUUCGGAUCCUAAACUGUUUGAGUUUACGAAUGACCUCAAGGUGGACAGUGAUAGCAUUCUGUGGAUCCUCAGCGACAAGAUGCCGCGGUUCCUCAACGCCAAGCUGGACGUAGAUGACAUCAAUUACAGAAUAUUUAGCAUUAACACGACAGAAGCCAUCGCUGGUAGCGCGUGUCAGCAAUAGAUAUAAGUUAUAGUUCCUUACAUGACCUCGUUUUGGAAGGCCAUACAAAUUUAUAAAUGGUACAAAAGAAUCCUUUUUUGUAAUGAAUAUUAUCGCUGAAAUAUUAUGGUGAUACCGAAGAGUUAAAGUUAUACAAACAAUUUUACGUUUUUACAUGACAGAUGUAACAAUUUGUUUAUCAGAAAACGUUUACGUCAAAAGUAGGUAUUAAAAUUGUGAGCCAUGUUACACAAUUUUUGCAAAGUUCUUUACAAUGAUAUAAAGGUAACAUUUAUAUCAUAUUUUUUUUGUAUUAAUGUACUUCUGUAUAUAAGAAAAUGCGAUAACUACUUAGAUACAAUCGCUUUCUGUUCCACUUUCAAGUGAAAUAUCAAUGAAAU
Messenger RNA from Amyelois transitella, 1671 nucleotides. It is a transcript of the gene Y-c, whose product is annotated as protein yellow. The transcript has 8 exons. Lineage: Eukaryota; Metazoa; Arthropoda; Insecta; Lepidoptera; Pyralidae. Gene Ontology annotation, cellular component: extracellular region. The record is from RefSeq and is a predicted model, not a curated record. The coding region runs from base 62 to 1291 and encodes 409 amino acids.